AUGUGGGCCCUCAUCCAAGAAAAUUGUUUAAAUCAUGUCCCUUUCACUAUGCUCCGGGAGCCAAACUUUGACCUCUUCCGCAACUGGCACCACAGCACACGGCUCUUCGACCAGUCUUUCGGGAUGCCCCAGAUCCCAGACAAGUGGUCCCACUGGCCAGGCUCCCACUGGCCCGGCUACAUGUGCCCCCCAGGCUCCUCCGUGGAUGUAGGCUUCUACUUCUACUGCCUAAUGGGCAACCCCUAUGCCUGCACAAUGUCCCGCCAGCUCAGAUCUGGCCUGUCUGAGAGGAAGCAGACCCAUGACUCCUGGAGGAUCAGCCUGGACGUCAACCAGUUCGCCCCUAAGGAGCUGAUGGUCAAGGCCAAGGAUAGAGUGACAGAGAUUAUCGGAAAGCACGAAGAGAGAAGAGUACAAGGUAUGCUCAGCGUCAAGGUCCCACUGCCCAUGCCAGCAGUCCAGGAAGGAGGGCUCURCAUGGCCAUCAGCAAGAAGUAA
Messenger RNA from Salvelinus sp. IW2-2015, 498 nucleotides. RefSeq names its product heat shock protein beta-1-like. The coding region runs from base 1 to 498 and encodes 165 amino acids. Gene Ontology annotation, cellular component: nucleus; cytoplasm; protein folding chaperone complex. Gene Ontology annotation, molecular function: protein homodimerization activity. The transcript is spliced from 4 exons. Gene Ontology annotation, biological process: cellular response to unfolded protein. The record is from RefSeq and is a predicted model, not a curated record. NCBI's taxonomy places the organism in Eukaryota, Metazoa, Chordata, Actinopteri, Salmoniformes, Salmonidae.